CUUCGUCCGCCGUAAUCCAGGAUGGCUUCUAAUUUUAACGAUAUAGUGAAGCAAGGGUAUGUCAAGAUUAGGAGCAGACGUUUGGGCAUUUAUCAGAGAUGUUGGCUAGUCUUCAAGAAAGCAUCCAGCAAAGGGCCCAGAAGAAUGGAGAAAUUUUCAGAUGAGCGUGCUGCAUACUUCAGAUGUUAUCACAAGGUUACAGAACUUAAUCAUGUGAAGAAUAUAUUGCGGUUGCCAAAAGGUACAAGGAAACAUGCUGUAGGGAUAUAUUUUAACGAUGACACAUCCAGGACUUUUGCUUGUGAAUCAGAACUUGAAGCAGAUGAAUGGUGCAAAGUCCUUCAAAUUGAGUGCCUGGGGACUCAGAUUAACGAUAUUAGCCUGGGAGAACCUGACCUGUUGGCUUCUGGUGUAGAGAGGGAACAGAAUGAGAGAUUCCACGUGUACUUGAUGCCUUCACCUAAUUUAGAUGUGCAUGGGGAAUGUACCUUGCAGAUAACAUUUGAAAAUAUCUGUCUUUGGGACAUACAGAAUCCCAGAAUAAAACUUGUGUCUUGGCCUUUAAGUGCCCUCCGGCGAUAUGGGAGAGACUCAACCUGGUUUACAUUUGAAGCUGGAAGGAUGUGUGAUACUGGGGAAGGCCUAUUCAUCUUCCAGACAAGAGAUGGGGAGGCAAUCUAUCAGAAAGUCCACUCAGCUGCCUUGACCAUAGCAGAACAACAUGACCACUUACUGCAGAGUGUGAAAACCUCAAUGCUUCAAAUGAAAAUGACUGACCGGGCUGUUUCUCUUGGCACCAUGGUCCCUUUGCCCAGGAGUGCCUAUUGGCAGCACAUCACACGGCAGCACAGUACUGGACAGCUCUUUGGCUUACAAGAUGUUACAAACCCACUGAAGAUCCACAGAACAGAAACCUUUCCCACCUAUCGGUCAGAACAUUGAUAAAAUGGAGCCAAGGACUUUAACAAGUUGUGUGUGUAUGUAUUGAAAUGGACUUGCAACUGAACUGGACAACAA
Messenger RNA from Notechis scutatus (mainland tiger snake), 1017 nucleotides. The record is from RefSeq and is a predicted model, not a curated record. NCBI's taxonomy places the organism in Eukaryota, Metazoa, Chordata, Lepidosauria, Squamata, Elapidae.